CAAGUUCAUGGAGUUACAUGAUUUGUUCAACUUGAAAAAAAAAUGAAGCAAGCAAACAUUCAAAUGAAAAGACACAUACAAAUUAUGCUGACAUGCUAAGUAUGCACUUACAAUAUAAUGCCACGUUUAUAUGGUUGGUAGAUAUGAAUGCAUGGAAAUAAAUAUAAUAAACAUCUUGUGUGUGCGUGUGUGUGUGUGUGUGUGUGUGUGUGUGUGUGUGUGUGUGUGUGUGUGUGUGUGUGUGUUUGCAGACUGUAAAGCUCUGCAGCUGACCCCUUCUCCAUGCCUCCCUGAGUACCGCUACGCUCCCGUACGUGACCGCUUCGGCCGGUGCGUGAUAAAGCCGUCGGCUCCCAUGUGUGCAGAUGACGAGUGGUCAGGGAAAUGUCCCAGUGGAUGUCGUGUGGCCGGCUUGCUAGAUGCCACAGAGGCAGACAUCCACUCGCGCCUGGCACAGAUCUGUACCCGGGCUGAUGAGCACCACACCGCCGCCACCACAGCCAUGCUCACAAACGUAGCUGUCUACAACACCCACCGGAGUGUCAUAGUCAAAACUUACAUGAAUGAGCUCAGGUAUGCAGAGAGGUUUGAGAGCCUCCAGAGGAACCUGACCCAACUGCAGAGGCGCUCCACACAACUCAACAGGAGACUACUCAAGCUACACAGCCUCGUACAGGAACAGAUACUCGACAUGAGGCGACUUGAGGUGGACAUUGACAUCAAAAUACGAGCUUGCCAUGGGUCGUGCAAAUACACCUUCGAACAUCGCAUCGAUCUGGACGCCUACACGAGCAUGGAGAGUGAGCUGGCCGGCUUUAACCUCUUCACUGCCAAGAAGGCUGCGUCCCCUGCCGACAUCAGGAAGCUCACCCUGCAGCCGGUGGUCCGGCCGCCUGUCUCCGGGGAGUACAGGAGAAUGCACAUAGUCCGCAAAGAGUUCCUGACGCAGUUCGAGGACAUAGACCUGAACCAAGUGGUUCUAGAGGACCUUUUAAACGAAUUGGAACUAGAAUAGGCCAGACCAGAUAUUUUUGUUUCAUAGUCAGGCUUUAGUUCACAACAUUUUGUAAGGGCCCACACAUAGACUUACAUGAAGUGGUGCUAUAGGACCCUUUAACCCAUUGAUGCCUGAUGUUGCAUUUCGCAACAUUGGCCCUGGCGCCUGGAGCUGCAUUACGCAACAUUCAGGCUCAUGAGAUUUGAGACAACUUUAUUAAAAAUCUCUGUUUGUUUGAGAUGAAUGAACACAUUCUAAUGAAA
Messenger RNA from Engraulis encrasicolus (European anchovy), 1260 nucleotides. Its product is annotated as fibrinogen alpha chain. NCBI's taxonomy places the organism in Eukaryota, Metazoa, Chordata, Actinopteri, Clupeiformes, Engraulidae. Gene Ontology annotation, cellular component: fibrinogen complex. The transcript is spliced from 4 exons. Gene Ontology annotation, molecular function: signaling receptor binding. Gene Ontology annotation, biological process: blood coagulation; platelet activation; protein polymerization. The coding region runs from base 131 to 1015 and encodes 294 amino acids. The record is from RefSeq and is a predicted model, not a curated record.